Molecule: messenger RNA, 5856 nt
Organism: Oncorhynchus gorbuscha (pink salmon)
Lineage: Eukaryota; Metazoa; Chordata; Actinopteri; Salmoniformes; Salmonidae
Gene: mdfi
Product: MyoD family inhibitor
Exons: 4
Coding region: 630-1370 (246 amino acids)
Source: RefSeq, a predicted model, not a curated record
GUCUCCAGACAAGCCUUUGAGAGGAGAGAGAGAGAGGGAAGGUAAGAAAGAGAGGGUUGAGUGAGGUAUGGGCAUGGCUGGUGAUAUCCAAAGUUUCUCAACUAAAUUUUCUGCAACAGCUGACAAAUCGGGAGCUUGGAAAGUUUAAAAACGUCUUUGGUCACUUUGUAAAGAGCCGAGCUGUAACUGUCAAACCUCUGGAAGCGCUCGGAAAGUUGCACCCGAGACAAAGACUGUUCUGGGGACUGCCCUUAGAGCUCGAACUUACAUCUACGCUGCACUGACAGGCGGAGGAACGGCACAGACUGAACUAGUGUCGCCGAAGGGGUUCGCUUUGAAAGGAGAAAAAAACUUAUCGGAUAAAGUCCUAAAUCCACUUUUGCAUCGAGAAAUGCGCUAAAACUACUCCAUGAAGGACUUUAUGGAGACGAGAAGAAGAGUUGUGGUGUCUUCGAGACGCGAAAGUUAGAUAAGAAGAGAGCAGAAGUGGAGUGGAGAUCACCGGAGAGUGAGAGGAGAGUCUACCUGAAAAAGGGGUCAGAUAAUGAAUUAGCGAACACGGAGUGACCUGUGUCCCACUCCCAGCCAAAACUAAGCUUGACUCCUGUUCCCCCAGCCCCAGUGAGCCAAUGGAUGUGGAGAGGGGCCCUCCUGUCAGCUCACCUGAGCCCCCUAAUGAUGGGGACCCAUGUCCCCCCACGGACAACACAGUCCCCACCCCCAGUCCAACCCUCACACCCACCACAGGUCAACCCCAGACACGAUCUACCCCCAUACAUCCCACCCAGCCUUGCCUAACCCAGCCCACCAGCCAGCUACGCAACGGAGCCAAGCCCCACACACACACCCCACACACACACACCCCGCACUGCAUACACACGGCCAACACACAUGCGUCUCACCCCAAUGGAGUGAGGAACGGAGGGCCUCAUGAUCGGCCGGCCCCCAACUCCCUACCCAGGGCGGCCUCUUCCUCCUCCUCGUGUUCCUCAUCUGGGAUGAAGAACCCUAAGAAGCUCCAGUCCAACCCCUCCAUCACCUCUCAGAGCAGCAAGAGGAGCAAGAGCUCCUCCAAGAGCAACAGCUCCCAGAUACCUAUAGAAGCACAGGAUGACUGUUGUGUCCACUGUAUCCUGGCCUGUCUGUUCUGUGAGUUCCUGACUCUGUGUAACAUCGUGUUGGACUGUGCCACCUGUGGUUCGUGUGCGGGGGACGACUCGGCGUGUUUCUGCUGCUGCUGUGCCUCCGAGGAGUGUGGCGACUGUGAGCUGCCAUGUGACAUGGACUGUGGGAUCAUCGACGCGUGCUGCGAGUCUGCAGACUGCCUGGAGAUCUGUAUGGAGUGCUGUGGCCUCUGUUUUUCCUCCUGAGCCUUUCAAACUACACAGGGUGAUAAAUAUAUAUAUAUAUCUCACACACUGACACAGCUCAGGCAGCGAUACUGUAUAUAAUGACAAGAUGGUCUUGUCUCCAACCUAACAAUGGGAGUCAUUGUCCCAAAGGCAGGCAGUCUGCUUAUCGGUCUGCUUAUCGCUUCACCUCUUCCUCUCUGGCUCAGUAGAGAGGGCAGUGGAGGAGCGGAUCAUUGGUCAAUGUAAGGACAUAUCAUUGGCUUUGACCAAGGUAGAGCGCUGACAUUGUUCAAUGUUGUGGACAAUCCGUUGGAAUUGACCAAUCAAAGGACAGGGACUACUCUUUGGCUUCUCCUGCUCACCUCCUCUGUGUUGCUUGUCGGUUUACUAUAUCUCUCAUUGUUAUGCAGAUGUUUUGCUUAGACCGAUAUGGGAUUUUGGGGUCUGAUAACGAUAGGAGGGAGGCAAAGUCACUGAUUUACUGAUAUAUCACCCAAUAUAUUGUUUUUAGAGGUGAAUAACAUACUUUUUUUUCAAAUUGUGCUCCAAAGGAUUAACGGAUACUCUAAAUUAGAAUUUCUUAACAAAAUAUUAAAAUAAACAUUAUUUAAGAUAUCCACGAAAAAGCAACUAUAUCCUCUAUAAAUACAACAGUAAAACUUGUUUAGUGUCCCUUCUUAGACAAAUCUUUUAAGUUGUCCCUAUCUAUGGCAGUGGAUAAGAAGUAUGCAAAAGUGCUUGUGUUAAACCACCACAAGAUUGAAUUAAUUAAACUUAGUCUCAAAGUAAAUCUGAAACCGCACCGUUCACAAAUUAGCAUUGAAAUGCAGUAACAUGCUGUUCCUAAUCUCACCGCUAGGUGUCAGCGUCAGCAUUUGUCCUGAGUAGAUUUACCAGCGUCUACAACAGUCAGAGGUCAUGUAAACAAACACUUUAUGGCAACCUUGCAAUGAGAGUAGUAUAUGACAAGCACAAGCUAGCUGUUCAUUACGACAAUGUUUUCUUACAGAAACCAUAUCUACAUCACUGUUAUUCAAUAUGAAUAUAUUGGUUGUAAUUUUCAACUGCAAAUGGCUUGCGCUGAAAACGAAAAACAUUUAUGCAGGCAAAUGAUUGCCGCACUUGUUUAAUCACACGUUCUCAUUUAGCUAGCUAGCUAGAGUUAUCUCAUCAUGAACGCAAGCACAUGGCCUGCUUUUUGCAGAUUGCAUAUUUCGGAAAACAAACUAAAUAAGCCCACUGGCUAAUAUAAUAAGACCACUUGUACCAAGAUCUUGUACCAAGAACGAUUGUUCACUUUGGCGCCCGUUCAGUGUUGCACAUAAGUAGCAUAGAUUGCUUGCUAGCAAAGUGAGCUACGUUGCUGGCUAGAUAGCGGAGCUUACGUUAACUAAGUGAGAAUGUGAUGAGGACAGGGCUGCUUGCUUGGUGAAGAGUACUUUUGAUUAUAUACUUAUUCAAAUACGUUGGCUGUGGCAAGCUACUCACAGUCUAACCACCAUGCCUACUAUCUCUCACGUUGUGACCUAGGCCUGAAUGAUGUUCAAUGAGCAGCUCAGAGAGCGCCCUCUUCAGGCAACCAUUGACCAUUAAAAAAGUGACCAUAAAUGAGCAGAGGUAUUUGUUUAUUCUAUGUAUAUAAUGUAACGAAACAGCAGGGAUCAGGUCUCGAACCCACAACCUUCGACUGUGCCGCAAAAGCAUGCUCAAGCGGCAGAGUUGAUUUCCGCGCUGAUAAACCCAGGGUCGCUACAAUAAUAUCUAUGCUUUAUCUGUAGAAUAAAUACCGAUACAAAUCUUUCUGCUCAAGGCUAAUAUCGGUCAACUGAUUUAUCAGUCGGGCUCUAGUCUUUCUACUGUACAGUCGCUGUGCUCCAGCGAUGGUUCUGGACAGCUUCUCUCUCUGGACUGUUCUUUUGGACUCUGUGAGCCAUCUCUUAUUACAGCAGAACACCCUGUGUCUCCAAAGGCUCAGCAGCACAAUGACUGGCUCUCCAUGCAUGAGAAUGACCUUGAAGGCAAAUGAGAAAAUGGCCCCAUUUAACAGGAUUUUUGUGUUUCAGUAGAUAAGACUACAGAGUAAUGGGAAAAUGGUUGGUCAGAUCUGAGGAGCACUCUAGUUUGUCCUUGGCAAGGUUAAAGUCCUCCAGUUUUAGUGCUAACCGUUUCUUUCUCGACGUGCACAGUCCAUGUGGAGGGUCUGUCUACCGCGGUUGUCCUGUCAGAGUUGCUGGGACUGGGAGUAGGGGGCUCAGCUACAAACCAAUGGAAAUGGGCCAACAAUGCUACAGACAGUUUGUUCCAUAGCCCAUUAUUAGCACAUCUAAUUCAGCUAAUCAACAUAUAGAUUUCUAGCUGAUGAUUUGAAUCAGGUGGGUUAGUGCUGAUCAGGUGGGUUAGUGCUGAUCAGGUGGGUUAGUGCUGAUCAGGUGGGUUAGUGCUGAUCAGGUGGGUUAGUGCUGAUCAGGUGGGUUAGUGCUGAUCAGGUGGGUUAGUGCUGAUCAGGUGGGUUAGUGCUGAUCAGGUGGGUUAGUGCUGGGCUGAAUGAAAGUCUGCACACCCUUUGACUCUCGAAGAUCAGGAGUGAAGAAAACUGGUCACUACAGUAGAGUCCCGUGUUUGUCCAUGACCGGUAUGCGCGUUGUAGACAGACCUAGCAAAGGACACAUCCUCCAUCUUACUCAAACAUGUGAAAGGAGAGCUCUUUCUCUUAGGGCUUUCCUCUUUCUGCGAUUUUAUUUUGAAUCUUAACCAUACUGUCUGGAUAUUUUGAAUGAUUUCCAUGUUGUAAACAGAUUUCAGACCUAACAGGUAGACUGGAAGAGAUCAUUCCAACUCUCAAUGCCUUUACCUGAUAUCUGUCAUUCUCGUGUACUGUACUGUAUUUGAACAGAAGGCCUCCACUUUACUCCAGGCCUGGAUUGUCUCUCCUCACUACAAAAAUGAUAUUAAUCCAUCUUAUUUUAUGUCAAUUUUUUUUCUUCUCUUCCAGUAUGAAAAUGACAUUUCUAUGUUAUCAGUUCCAACCUCUCUCCCUGUAAAGCAGUAGUUCUUCAAAAUGUUAUUUUAUUCCCAGACAUAAGAUAUCUGGGGAUAUUUUGCUAACUAAUUUGAAUGGUACAUAGAUUAGUUGUAUAGAAUAGGAACUGCAAACUCAAACACUACAACACAUACCCCUUUCUGCCCAGCAACUCAUAUGCAAUUUGGACUAAAUCAUGUGUUUAUAUUGAAUAUCCUGUGGAUCCUGAUUGCUCUGAUCUGGCACUGUGUGGAUCCUGAUUGCUCUGAUCUGGCACUGUGUGGAUCCUGAUUGCUCUGAUCUGGCACUGUGUGGAUCCUGAUUGCUCUGAUCUGGCACUGUGUGGAUCCUGAUUGCUCUGAUCUGGCACUGUGUGGCUCCUGAUUGCUCUGAUCUGGCACUGUGUGGAUCCUCGCAUGACUGUGUGAGUUCUCAUACCAAAGAAAAUAGUUUUUGUAGCUUAGCCUCUGCCAAGUCUCCAAACAUCCGGAUGUUCUGGUUUUCAGGGAAAAUGGAAAUAGAACCUCUGAUGCUAUUCCAUUUUUGUACGUUAACAAGACGACUUUCCAUCUUAACUCCUCCUCCACAUUUACUGGAUUGGUUGAACAUUGCAGAAGAUCAACUUUUUUUCUUCUCAUCAAGACCAGUAUGUAGGGGGAUCUAGUUUCAGGUGUAUAUUUUACUCCUGCUACGUCAGGUUUGUUUUGUGAUACAUCUUUAUCUAUGGAUCCUAUAUUCUGUACAAGGGUUUUAGGGUAUAAUUUGUCUUAUCGAACCAGCCUCUUGCCUUUAUUGAUUCCAAGGGCUUGCAGACGUGUUUUACUGGGUGCACCUGCUAAUGAAAGAUAUUCCUUACUUGGAAUAAUAGCAAUCUCUCAUAAGAGGGACAUCUAUCUGUACUGUACCUCUACACGGGGCCUGAGGUCAAAUUGAAUAGUUUCAUUAAGAUUUUAUCCCUGAUUAUGAAUUAUGUAGAGAGAGGUGUUGUGAUAUUGUACAUCCAAUCAAUGUUUGGUAAAGCCCUGGAAAUAUGCCUAGCCCUAACUAUGCAGGGAGUUUUCAUGGAAUCUUUUUCAAAUCAGAAGUGUGAAUUUGAGAGAUAGAUGAAGCCAUAAUGAUAUUCGUUGUCUUGGAUGCACUCUGAAUCAAACAGGAACACUAGCUAAUCUAGUCAAGUCGUAGUGUUUAUACUCAAAUAGUUAGGAGACAACUGGAAAAGAAAUCAACUUGAUAAUGCCCAGAUGAACAAUGACUUUCUGCAUUCCCUAACAGUGCAAGGUACCUUUCCAGUGCAAUCUCUCAUUUGAGUUUUUAAUUAUUAUUAUAAUAUAUAUAUAUAAAAAAAAACAUUUUAUCAAAUGUGCCUUCAAACAUCUCAUGGAUAUAAACUGUAAUGUUAGCCUGCUCUGGUGAAAGCAGUCAAUUCAAGCAUUAUGUCCAAUACAUGUGUGUAGUGUUUACCCAGUGCUGUGUGUAAUAAAAUGA